UUGACAAAUUGACAAAACAAGCCAGUCCUCUAUCUCGGUUGAUGACAACACAGGGCAUUCACAUGUACCAUGCCAUCUACAGUAGAUGUGAAAGCCAGAAUUGGUGACCUUGAAGCAUUCAAGGAGAAAGUAAAGGUCAAGAGCCAAUCCGAGGGUGAAAUCUUAGUUCAGGAGGAUAUUUUCUUCAAUGUUCCUCAGGGAAGGUUAAAGUUAAGAAAUACAGAGAACAAGAGAUCAGAGUUGUGUUUUUAUGAGCGCCCUGAUCAGAAAGAGGGGAAGCUGAGUGACUUUGCCACCUCCUUUAUAAGUGAUCCAGAGGGUCUAAAGGAAACUUUGAAAAGAGCUCUUGGGAUCAAAGGAAUAUUGAAAAAAGUGCGAAACUACCAUCAGGUUGGCCAGACCAGAAUUCAUGUGGACCAUGUAGAAGGUGUGGGGAACUUUAUGGAAUUAGAGGUGGAACUUAGACAGGGACAGUCCAUAGAAGAGGGGCAGGCAGUUGCCAUGAAAAUGAUGGAGGAAUUGGGAGUGCCCACUGAUGAUCUCAUUUCUGUGGCCUAUAUUGACCUUCUACUCCAAAAACAGACUUGCUAAUCUUUCUUUAUUUUAAGUUUGCUGUAGCACCCCACAGAAAUUUAUACUUUAUUGCUGUGCAUAGUUUCAAGUCCAAGUGCUACUUUUCCUUUCUUGUAUACCAAAACUUCUAAACUUCAAAUCUUCUACUGUUGUCUGCGGAAUAGAAUGUACCCUUUGUAGGCUUAUUUAUGUUGGUGAAACUAAUGGUUCACUUAUAAAAAAAUAUCAGGGCAUAGAUUUCAAAUUAACAACGAGGGCCGGCAGCUUCUAUACAAGCACUUUCAUUUUCCUAUUAUUAUAUUUUAUCAAUGAAAGUAAGAUUUACCAUCAUUCUAAUAGCCCAUCAUUGAAUACACCUUUCCAUAGACAACAAGUGAAUACUGGACUAGAAAACCAGGCAUGGCUGGAAUAUGGCUGCAAUGACAAUGUUGAUAAUGUUGGGAAUCUUUCAAAUCCACAGCAAUUUGAAUCUGAGGGGACUUUUUAACAAUACAUGCAGAGACAUAUGCAUAGUCAUAGACAUUGCUCUGACAAUAAAC
Molecule: messenger RNA, 1112 nt
Organism: Saccostrea echinata
Lineage: Eukaryota; Metazoa; Mollusca; Bivalvia; Ostreida; Ostreidae
Product: adenylate cyclase CyaB-like
Exons: 5
Coding region: 70-591 (173 amino acids)
Source: RefSeq, a predicted model, not a curated record